Molecule: messenger RNA, 1131 nt
Organism: Prunus avium (sweet cherry)
Lineage: Eukaryota; Viridiplantae; Streptophyta; Magnoliopsida; Rosales; Rosaceae
Source: RefSeq, a predicted model, not a curated record
AUGGAGGUGAACCAAAUACUUCACAUGAACAAAGGAGAUGGCGAGAAUGGUUAUGCUCAAAACUCCCAAGUGCAGGGCAAAAUAUUAUCGGUUGCAAAGCCAAUCAUUCAUGAAGCCGUGCUAGAAAUAUUGAGCUCAAAUAAUAUAGAGAGCAUGGGGAUUGCCGAUUUGGGUUGCUCAUCUGGACCCAACACCUUACUGCCCAUCUCCUACAUCAUGGAUGCCAUACAUGCGAAACGCAGCAGCCUCGGCCUCCAGCUGUCCCCAUCAUCAACAACAGAGUUCAGAGUGUACCUCAAUGACCUCUUCAGCAACGACUUCAACGCCAUUUCUAUGUCACUCCCUGCAUUCUACAACAACUUGAAACAAGAGAAAGGUCCUGAAUUUGGGUCGGUCUUUGUUUCUGCGGUACCCGGUUCGUUUCACGGUAGGUUAUUUCCGGCCAAGACUUUGCAUUUUGUGCACUCUUCUUGUAGUAUCCACUGGCUCUCUCGGGUCCCCCCUGCCCUCAGCAACACCCCGGCGGAGGCAGCUGGCUCGGCCUUUAACAAGGGAAAGAUUUACAUUUCUAAGACCAGCCCUCAAUGCGUUUUGGACGCAUAUUCACUUCAGUUUCACGAAGACUUUUCAUCGUUUCUCAAGUCCCGCGCUGAAGAAGUAGUUGGCGGAGGACGAAUGGUGUUGUCACUCUUGGGCAGGCCUUCCUCUGAUCCCACAACUCCAGAGAGUUGCGACCAGUGGGAGCUCUUAGCCCAUGCAUUAAUGACCCUGGUUUCUGAGGGUCUUAUUGAAGAGGAAAAGGUUGAUGCCUUCAACAUUCCCUAUUAUGCCCCAUGUGCAGAGGAAUUGAAAUUGGAGGUACAGAAAGAAGGGUCGUUCGUAAUGGACCGUGUGGAGGCGUUUGAAAUGGAUCGGGAUGCCAGUGGUGGUGAAUCUGAUGAUAUGGUGGCUAGUGGGCAGCGAGUGGCCAAGAGCAUACGAGUCGUGGCUGAGUCAAUGCUAGAAUCUCAUUUCGGAAAAGAUAUAAUGAAUCAUCUGUUUCGAAAGUACGCAGAGCUCCUGGGGGAUCACUUGUCAAAGUUUAGAACCAAGUAUACCAAUUUGAUCAUUUCAGUCAUCAGAAAGCAAUGA